CCUGAUUCACGUGCGUCAGAGGCAACACGUUUCGAGGAUACACAGCAGAGCAGCCCACCCUCCAGCGACCACUACACCUACAUUUAAACCCGGUUCCAAGUAGCUUUCCUCUGCAUUGUUCCACCACGUUGCUCCGCAGACUUUUCUCCAAAGUGGUCUGCUAUUCUAAAAUGGGGAAAAGAAGCAGGCAGCGGCAGAAGAACCAGCCUGCUGGCAGAGACAACAGGGACGACAGGGACAACGCUGGCUGGGGAGCUGGCUAUGCUGACAUCGUCAAGGAGAAUAAGCUGUUUGAGCACUACUACAAGGAACAAGGCCUGGUGCCUGAUGGAGAGUUCGAACAGUUUAUGGAGGCAAUGAGGGAACCGCUGCCAGCAACCAUCCGCAUCACUGGAUACAAGAGCCAUGCCAAGGAAAUCCUCCACUGUCUGAAGGAGAAAUAUUUUAAAGAUAUUCAAGAGGUGGACAUCGAUGGCCAGAAGAUUGAGGCUCCGCAGCCUCUGAGCUGGUAUCCCGACGAGCAGGCUUGGCACACCAACAUGAGCAGGAAGAUCAUUAGGAAGUCUCCCUUGUUGGAGAAGUUCCACCAGUUCCUGGUCAGCGAGACGGAGUCGGGUAACAUCAGCCGACAGGAAGCUGUCAGUAUGAUCCCUCCUCUCCUCCUGAAGAUUGAGUCCCACCACAAGAUCCUGGACAUGUGUGCAGCUCCAGGGUCAAAGACAGCCCAGCUCAUUGAGAUGCUCCACGCCGACAUGGAUGUGCCAUUUCCAGAGGGCUUCGUCAUUGCCAAUGACGUGGACAACAAGCGCUGCUACCUGCUUGUCCACCAGGCCAAGCGUCUCAACAGCCCCUGCAUCAUGGUGGUCAACCACGACGCCUCCUGCAUCCCCACGCUCAAGAUCGACUGCAACGGCGAGAAGGACAUCCUCUUCUACGACCGCAUCCUGUGCGACGUGCCCUGCAGGAGCGCUGGAACUGGCCGACAGCUCAGCUGAUCUGCCAGGACUGAAGUGGAUGCCUGGGGUCACUUCCUGGAAGCUGAUGACCAAGGAGGGCCAGUGGUACUCGGACUGGUCCGACGUUCCAAGCAGUCGUCACACACAGAUCCGCCCCACCAUGUUCCCGCCAAAAGACCCAGAGAAACGUGCUAGCAUGCAUCUGGAGAGAUGUAUGAGGAUUCUGCCACAUCACCAGAACACUGGAGGUUUCUUUGUGGCCGUGCUGGUGAAGAAAGCCCCGAUGCCUUGGAACAAAAGAUAUCCCAAGCUGAGGAAGGAGGUCUCGUCCCUCUCAGCGGCCCAGUCAGGAGGCUCUCCGGCGGCCCCGACCCCCUCAGAAACUCCCUGCCUCCCAAAGCAAGCUGUGGAGGAGGGGGAGGUGGGAGGCCCAGAGGGAAAAGUAGAUGGGGAGGCAGAAGAGGAGGUGCCCAAAGGAGCUUCCUUGGCCCAGGAGACCGCUGCUAAACAAGUGUGCGGGCCUCCAGCUGCUAAGAAGAUGAAGCUGUUUGGUUAUAAAGAAGACCCCUUUGUGUUCCUUACCGAAGACGACCCUGUCUUCACCACCAUACAAUCUUUCUAUGAUCUGUCGCCCGACUUCCCCAAGCUCAAUGUUCUGACCAGGACCCACGAGGGCAAGAAGAGACACCUGUACAUGGUGUCCAAAGAGCUCCGCAACGUGCUGCUCAAUAACAGCGAGCGCAUGAAGGUCAUUAACACAGGGGUGAAGGUGUGGUCUCGCAACAGUGAUGGAGAGGAGUUUGGCUGUGCCUUCAGACUGGCUCAGGAGGGUAUCUACACUCUCCAGCCGUAUAUUCGCUCCAGGAUAAUCAGAGUGAGUGUGGAGGACAUCAAAGUGCUGUUGACCCAGGAGAACCCCUUCCUUAGCAAACUGGAGGACGACGCUCACGCUCAGGCCAAGAAAAUGGUUAUGGGUAGCAUUGUGUUGAAGUACAUUCCCAACCCAAACGCCCCAGCGGAGCCUCAGUGUCCCAUCCAGCUGUGUGGCUGGAGGGGAAAGACGUCCAUCCGAGCCUUCGUCCCUCGCAACGAGAGGUUUCAUUACCUCCGAUUGUUAGGCGUGGAGGUCUUCAGAGACAAACAGGGCCUCGGGCAGAAACAAAAGGAUGGAGGAAAGGAAGAGGUAGAGGACGAGGUGGAAAAGGACACAGAGGAGGAAGGAGCCGCGGAAAACGAGGGGGAGCUGGACAUGGAGAACGGUGAUAAAAAUGGAUCAUCGCAACCAAAGGGCGACAGCGGGAAGCAGGGGACUAGCAGCUGAAUAUGUGGAGGAGACAGUGGAGACAAAGGAGGGUUCAAGACUGGAGACGUAUUAGAGCUCUAAGAACUGUUGACCAGGUCCAAGACCACAAUAUGUGGUAGAGGAGGGAGAUGUGCCUCAAUGGGUUUCUCUGUUUACCACACUGCCACAUGCAGAAGGAUUCGCUGCCAGAGAUCGACUCUCUUGGGAUUUUUAAGUUUUGAAGCCCCUCCAGGAGUCAGCUUUUUAGUUAAAUGGCUUGUAUUAUUUUAUAUAACUGUGUUUUAUGGUUUAACAAAUUUAUUCCACUGACCAAGUGGCCUCUAUUUUGUUUCAGUUGCCCAUGUUUAGAAAGGUUUAUAUGAACUGCCAUCUCAUUUUCUACACCUGAAAUUAUGCAGAAAUAUGGAGUUGAUUAAAAGUGUUGAAGGUUAA
Molecule: messenger RNA, 2691 nt
Organism: Morone saxatilis (striped sea-bass)
Lineage: Eukaryota; Metazoa; Chordata; Actinopteri; Moronidae
Gene: nsun2
Product: NOP2/Sun RNA methyltransferase 2
Biological process (GO): tRNA methylation
Cellular component (GO): cytoplasm; nucleus
Molecular function (GO): tRNA binding; tRNA (cytidine-N5)-methyltransferase activity
Source: RefSeq, a predicted model, not a curated record